AGACGCUCUAACCAGUCGUUUACCGUGCCCUGUUGCUCACUUAGUUUUUAUUAAAGAAAGCAGUGUUUCCCAACCUUUACUAAGCCAAGGCACCCAUUUGGAGAAAAAAACAAAAUGUCACAAAAGGCAUCUAUACUGAAAAAAUGAUGACAUCAACUCACUGGACUCACAAAUUGACUUAUUGUGAAAUGUGGGCCUCUUUAGUUGUAGUUGACCACAAAGUUAUUAUUCUGUGGUAUGGAUGGUAACAGGUUAAUUGUACCUUCCGCCAUCUUGUGAAAGGCCAUUUGAUUGUUCUGCCUGUCGCUAUACGUCCCUUGCAUUGAUGAACAAAUAGAUUAUAUGUAAGACAGAAAUCCCUUUCUGACCAAUUAAGUGAGACUACGGCACACCUGAUGAUCUCUCACGGCACAGUGGUUGGGAAUCACUGUACGGUAUUAAGGGAUUAAAGUUGAAGGUGGCUCCUGAUGGUGUGCUUUGGUGGUGCAGCGAUAAGGGCGGCUGUGCUGAUCCAGCAGUGGUACCGUCAGUAUGUGGCACGCAUGGAGAUGAGAAGGAGGUACACCUGGCACAUCUUCCAGUCCAUUGAGUACUCGGGAGAGCAGGCUCAGAUCAAGCUGUAUAACUUCCUGGGCUACCUCAUGGACAACUUCACGCCAUCGAGCAGUGAAAGAAACCUGAUCUCGCACAUCUUCCGGGAGAACGAGGUGUGUCGCGACCCCGAGUGGGAACGUUACUUCUGUUACAAGAACAUCGAAGUACCCAAGAUCUACUCGGGACCUCACCUGUGCUUCCCUCUGACGGCAGAGCAGGCCAUCUGCCUAGUGGAGGCCUUCAGGAACAAGAAACAGUUGCACUCGCGUUACGUCCUGCAGCUCCUGCUGGAGACGUGGAAACUGCUGCGCAUGUUGCCCAACAUCAGCCGCGUCUCCACCUGCCACAGCAAAGAAAUCACCAUUUGCGGCGAUCUGCACGGGCAGCUGGAAGACCUGCUGUUGAUUUUCUACAAGAACGGAACGCCAUCCUUGGAGAAGCCCUACGUAUUCAACGGCGACUUCGUGGACCGAGGUAAGGACUCCAUCGAGAUACUCCUCGUCCUCUUCGCCUUCCUGCUCGUCUAUCCCACCGAGGUGCACCUGAACCGAGGCAACCACGAGGACCACAUCAUCAACCUGCGGUAUGGCUUCACUAAGGAAGUGCUGACGAAAUACAAGAUGCACGGCAAACGGAUCCUAAAGCUGCUCCAGAAAAUCUUUAGCUGGUUGCCACUGGCGACGGUGAUCGACCAGAAAGUCCUGGUCCUGCACGGCGGCAUCUCGGAUUCCACGGAUCUGGGUGUGUUGGCUAAAGUGGACCGACACACUUACGUUUCAGCGCUGAGGCCCCCCAAGAAGAAGAAGUACCAGAGCUCCACGGGCACGUCCAUCGACUCCGACGUGGACGAUGACUGGGCCAAUCACAGGCUCCUCAAGCGACGGGCUUCCCUCACGUGUCCUAAAUCAUUGGGCAGCCGCGACAGCUUCCUCAACCGCUCCCUGCAGGACUUUUCCUAUCGGAUCAAGGUCAAUGUGGAGGAUGAGCUGAAGUUCUGCCAGCAGAGAGCCGCACUGGUACAUUUGGGGAGCUUUGGCGCGGAGAAAGAAGGCCAGGCGUCCUUCGACUCGGUCGCUAGUGACAACGCCAAAGAAGAGUGGAAGCAGAUCCUGGACUUGCUGUGGAGCGACCCCAUGUCACAGGACGGCUGCAUACCCAACGAGCUGAGGGGCGGCGGAUGCUACUGGGGCCCCGACGUCACCGAGGACUUCCUGAGCAAGCACAACCUGCAGCUCAUCGUACGCUCGCACGAGUGCAAACAGGACGGCUACGAGUUCUGCCACAAACGCAAGGUCCUCACGCUCUUCUCGGCCUCCAAUUAUUAUGACGUGGGGAGCAACCGAGGCGCAUACGUGAAGCUGGGACCCAACCUCGUGCCUUAUGUGGUUCAGUACCAGGCCAGCAGCAUGACCAGAGAACUGACCUCCCGACAAAGCUUGGGUCAAACAGAGCGCUCGGCCCUCAAGGUCCUUCGGGAGCAGCUGUUUUCCCACAAGUCGGACCUCAUUAGUGCCUUUAAAAGUUUCGAUCGCGACAACACGGGUACGGUGUCCGCGACGGACUGGGCGUCGGCGGUCGAGAGCGCGAUGCGCCUCGGCCUUCCCUGGAGGAUGCUGCGCUCUCGGCUGGUCAGCGGCAGGAGCGGCGAGGGCCUCAUCGACUACCAGCAGUGGUUCAACGAGCUCGCCAUCAAAGGCGCCAACGCUGAUCAUAUUGACCAGUGUCUGCUUGAAACCUUGUACCGCCAUCGCUCCACUCUGGAGACCAUCUUCAGGAUCAUCGACACGGAUAAUUCAGGCUUCAUCUCGCCAACGGACUUCCAUCAGACGUGGAAGCUGCUGAGCGUCUACCUGAAGAUGGAGAUCACCGACGAGGCCAUCUCGGAGCUGGCAGUGGCCAUCGACAGCAACCACGACGGCGCCAUCGACAUCGACGAGUUCAUGGAAGCGUUCCGUCUCACCGACAAGAAGAGUCGGCUGGAGAGGGGACGCAGCAUGUUCAUGGGCACUGCGCCCGACCUCACCGCGCUCGACCAGUGCGAACACAUCUGAACAAGAAGAACAAGUCACAUCUUCAUCUAAAGCAAUUACAUUCACGUCAACCCGCAGCAAGCUUUCAUGGUUAUCGCUAGUGUAGUUUAGUGUAGCUUAAAAAUAUUAGUUUUUCAAUUUUAAAAUAUUUAUUUUUAUGGUGAAUUUUAUGGUUUAUGGUGAAUUUAUAUAUAUAUAUAUAUAUAUAUAUAUAUAUAUAUAUAUAUCAUCCAGCCAUCCAUUUUCUUUACCGCUUAUCCUCAUUAGGGUUGUGGGCGUGGUGGAGCCUAUCCCAGCUAUCGUCGGGCGGUUACACCCUGAACCGGUCGUCAGCCAAUCGCAGGGCGCAUAGAAACAAACAACCAUUCGCACUCACAUUCACACCUACGGGCAAUUUAGAGUCUUCAAUGAACCUAGCAUGCAUGUUUUUUGGGGGGAUGUGGGAGGAAACCGGACCGCCCGGAGAAAACCCACCCAGGCACGGGGAGAACAUGCAAACUCCACACAGGCGAACCCCGAUCCCCCAAAUCAGGCAACCCCUAUGCAAUACCUAUGUAAAAUGCGCACCAUCGAUUCGCUGCGAUCCAUAUGCUGUUUUUUUUUUAACCGAACGUUUGUGUCCCUGUGUAGGCAGUCGAAAAUGCUUAAUGUAAAAAGCUUAACGUGUGAAAACUGCAACUAAUCGUCAUCAAAAUGUAUGUGGACAUCUCUCCUCAUGCCCAAGUCUACCUCUGAAACUAUAAGAACGAUCGCCGCAAUAUGUUGAAUUUUAUGGAAGUUCGUUUUCCUCUCCAUAGGCGCUCAUUAAGCUUAACGUCACUGACAUUGACCCUCGCGUAUUCAGUGUUCGGCAUUCGCAAAUUCACCUCGUAUCAGAUUUCUGUGGGAACAUAGCCGCCAUUAUUCGCGGAACACCGCUUAGUCACGUUUGUUUUUUUAUUUUUUAUUUUGGAGCGACGCCCUCUAUUCACAUAGUUUUGCUAAGAGCGCUGGUCUACUGUAUUAUUCUUUUAAAUACAACCAAUUGUGAAUGAACAUUCUAUAUUCGGUCACGAUACCGCAUAGCUCCUUGAACUGGUCAUAACAUGUUUGCUGUUAAAAAUGUUUGGGCCCUGAAGUUACACAUCCAUAUUGAUUGUUUCUUUGUUUAUUUGUCAGGGGUGUAAACUGGAUUGACCAUGAUUGGUCCAAGUGAGUGACAUCAGCAAACUCUGCAACACUGAGCAUAAGAUGCUCGUUGUGAAUUUUGUGUUCAUUUGAAUUAAGAUGUUAGAAAAAAAAAAAAAAAAAAAAGUUGCACUAUGUUGUUAUUGAUGGUACAAAAUGUGUGUGUGUACUCUUUUUUUUUUUCUUAUUUCGGCACUGAAUGUAAAUGAAAUGCACAAAAGUAUGCACACGGUGCCUUCGUUAGCAGUAUUUGCAUGUACGGUAUUGCGUCAUCCCAAUGUGGAGUCUGGAGUGAGCACUUUGUCUCUGUGCCAAGCAGUUUGUCCUGGACCACAAAAUAAUAUCUACACAGUUCAUCCUCCAUGAUACUGUAGUACAUGAUCAAAGAUUUCUGCAGUUCCAUUCCUCAAUGACUCUUGUUUGUUUGUUAGCCCGGUAAAUGUUGGCUUGGAAACUCUUAUGUUACUGUGUCAAAUUGGAACGUAGAGGAUAUAAAUGGCCGGUGUGUGAUUAUUUGAAUUCAACAUGAGCUUGAAUGUGAUUGGUUCAUUCUGAACAUAGACUCGUCGGAUUUAAAGAGGGUGUGGACACUUGUGCAACCACAUUAUCUCAGUUGUGCAUUUGAACAGUAAACAUUUUAAAGCCACAAUAUUUAUACAUAUGUUUAGUUUGUGUGUUGCAUAAAGUUAAGUGGCAUGUUGACACUCAAAAUAAGUAAUGUGAAUUGAAAGGUUUUUGUACUUCUCUCUGUUUACUUUUUAUUUUAAAUGAUGUACUUAUUUACAUAAAUGUAUACAUUUUGAGGGAAAUUGCUUUAAAACAAUAUAUUACUCUACAUUAUGUGUAAAUAUAAGAUUUAAGGAUGAA
This is a messenger RNA of Phycodurus eques (leafy seadragon), 4658 nucleotides long. RefSeq names its product protein phosphatase with EF-hand domain 2a (gene ppef2a). The transcript has 15 exons. Bases 468 to 2645 code for a protein of 725 amino acids. Lineage: Eukaryota; Metazoa; Chordata; Actinopteri; Syngnathiformes; Syngnathidae. Gene Ontology annotation, molecular function: iron ion binding; protein serine/threonine phosphatase activity; calcium ion binding. Gene Ontology annotation, cellular component: cytosol; nucleus. Gene Ontology annotation, biological process: detection of stimulus involved in sensory perception; negative regulation of MAPK cascade. The record is from RefSeq and is a predicted model, not a curated record.